Messenger RNA from Mercurialis annua (annual mercury), 3087 nucleotides. Its product is annotated as pentatricopeptide repeat-containing protein At1g63400-like. The coding region runs from base 117 to 2756 and encodes 879 amino acids. The record is from RefSeq and is a predicted model, not a curated record. Gene Ontology annotation, molecular function: protein binding. The transcript is spliced from 2 exons. NCBI's taxonomy places the organism in Eukaryota, Viridiplantae, Streptophyta, Magnoliopsida, Malpighiales, Euphorbiaceae.
CUGGACAGAAGCUUUACUAUCAACGCUGCAGAGAGCUUCCCGCUUACCAAGCGCCGCUAGUCUGAUACGAAAGAAAGGCAGCACCGUCUACGGCCAACUCGUCGGCCACUCUCCGGAUGUCUGCUAAAGUGCGCAGGCUGGGCAAUUCUCUGAAGGUCCAAUCUUCCUUACCUUUCUUCAGACACUCUCAUAUUUGCUAUUCUAAGACCCUAAACCCUUAUUUCCUACUACAACACCACUCCCAUUCUUCCAAUUCUCAUACAACUUUUGAUUAUUUCUAUCAGUUUUCCCCUUUUUACCCCUCUACUCCCAAUCCUAACCAUCAUUUGAGCUCUUUAAAUUCCAAUGAGCGACGUCUAUUAGUUGUUGGAUUAGGUACACUUAUAAAGCUCGGACAAACUUACCUUUUAAAGGGGUUUUCCCAUAAUUUUUGUCCUUCAUUCUUGGUUAACAUCAUGCGGCUGUUGGAUAACCGUCAAACCGCAUUUGCAUUUUUCAAAUUCGUUUUUCAUAUUCACUCUGACGCCUCAGUUCACUCUUACUGCUCUGCCGCCCAUCUCUUGGCUGCUGAAGAUCUCCAGUUACUCGCACAAGAUGUUAUUUCUUGGGUUAUUCAGAGACUUGGGGCUAGCUGGAGUACACAGUUGGUGGAGAUUAUGUGGGCUAAUCACCACAGAUAUGAGUCUGACUUCUCUGUUCUUAAUACUCUCAUGCGAGGCUUUAUGAAUGCUGGAAUGCCUCAGGAGGCAUUGGAGAUUGUGGUUAGGAUGAGGGACGUCGGUGUCAGGCCAAGUUCAUCAGCUAUUUCAAUUCUUUUCAGGCUGCUUCUCAGAGUGGGUGAUUAUGGUAGCGUUUGGAAGUUACUAAGGGGCAUGAUUCGUGAAGGUCCUCUCCCCUGUAAUCAUAAUUUCAACAUCAUGAUUCUUUGUUUUUGUCAGAAAGGCUAUCUUCAAGUUGGUGAGAGUUUGUUAUUUGUUAUGCAAAAGUUUAGGUGUCAACCUGAUGUUUAUGCGUAUAACAUUUUAAUAAAUGCAUAUCGAACAAGGGGCAGGACUUCCGAUGCUCUUGGGUUGUUGCAUUUGAUGAUUAAAAAUGGAUGUAAACCUAGCUCAAUUACAUUCAGCACUAUUAUAACUGCGUUUUGCAAUGAGGGAAAUGUGAUGGAAGCACGUAAACUUUUUGAUGGAAUCCAAGAGGUGGGUCUUUCUCCCAAUGUUUCUAUGUAUAACACUUUGAUGAACGGAUAUUUUAAGGCAAGGAAUGCUUGCCAGGCAAAUAUGUUAUACGAAGAAAUGAGAAACAAGGGUAUAUCUCCUGAUGGUGCAACUUUUAAUAUUUUGGUCGCAGGGAAUCAAAAGUAUGGUAGAGAAGAGGAUAGCAAGAGGUUGUUCAGGCACUUAUCAGGUUUGAAUCCAGAUUGUUCAUUAUAUGAUAUAUCUGUUGCAGGGCUGUGUUGGGCAGGUAAGUUGGAUGAGGCCAUGGAAUGUUUAGAGGAUUUGCUUGAAAAAGGAAUACCUCUAAGUGUAAUUGCGUUUAAUUCCGUAAUUUCAGCUUAUAGCAUGGCAGGGUUUGAAGAGAAUGCCCAUAAAGCAUAUAAAGUCAUGGCUAUGUUUGAUGUCCUUCCAUCAUCUUCCACAUGCAGUUCUCUGCUUUUGGGUUUAUCUAAGAAGGGAAGACUGCAAGAAGCAAGGAACCUCUUGUAUAAGAUGCUAGAGAAAGAUUUCCCCAUCAACAAAGUUGCUUAUACAGUGCUUUUAGAUGGAUAUUUCAAGGUAGGGGAUACAGCUGGGGCUCACAGUCUGUGGCAUGAGAUGGAAGCAAGGGGGAUGUAUCCUGAUGCCGUCGCCUUCUCAGCAUUUAUUGAUGGCCUUUCCAAAGCUGGCUUGGUGGAGGAGGGAUAUGAAGUAUUUUUGGAAAUGUUAAGGAAAGGUUUUGUGCCUAACAACUUUAUAUAUAACUCAUUGAUCCAAGGAUUUUGCAAUUGUGGCAAGCUCGAUGAAGCAUUAAAGCUGGAGAACAAGAUGAGGCAAAAUGGUCUGCUUCCUGAUACUUUUACUAUGAACAUCAUCAUUAAUGGAUUCUGUAAAGAGGGCAGAAUGAGGUCUGCACACGAUACUUUUGUAGACAUGCGUCGUAUUGGGUUGACCCCAGAUGUCAUUACCUAUAACACAUUGAUUGGUGGCUAUUGUAAAGUGUCAGACAUGGUUAGUGCAGAUGACUUCGUGAACAGAAUGUGUGCGACUGGGUGGGACCCUGAUAUUACCACCUACAAUAUACGUAUUCAUGGAUCCUGCAUUAGUCGAAAAAUGAGUCAAGCUGUGAUGAUGCUGGAUGAGCUUAUGGCAGUUGGCAUUGUUCCAGACACUGUAACAUACAAUAUUUUGAUGAAUGCUGUAUGUACUGACAUAUUAGACCGUGCUAUGAUUUUAACGGCAAAAUUGCUAAAGAUGGCUUUUGUUCCAAACGUCGUUACUACCAAUGUUCUGCUGUCUCACUUUUGCAAGCAAGGGAUGCCUGAGAAGACCUUAAUUUGGAGUCAGAAGUUAAGUGAUAUUUCCUUUAAUUUUGAUGAGAUUUCUAAUAAAAUUAUGGAUAAAGCCUACCUUAAGAUACAUAACAAUGCUAAACAAUUAAGUGCAGCAUCUGAAAAGUGCCUUUUCAUGGAUUUUCUUAUGUACAAUAUAUACGACUAUUUUAGAAGGACCCUGGAUAACAAACGUAAGGAUCCAGUUGAACAGACUGAAAAAUGGUUAUAGAAUAUUUGGGGAAACUUGAGCGAUAUCUAAUGGGAGAGAUAAAACUUGGUGUUUGUGUUGCCCAAAUCAGCCGUGAAAUUUGAGCGAUAUCUGAUGGCAGAGGUGAUUAAAGUUUCAAUCUUGUCUGCAUGAAGGGAUGUUGACUUCAAAGGCAUAACACCUCUACUUUUUCCUUAAUUUAGGUACUGACUGUUGGUUCUGAGGUUGGGGAAGUUGAGGCUGGAAAGAAGGUUGCUUUAGGAACAGAUGCCAGGCACUGCUUUUGCAAAGCUGGUGAUUUGAUGGCUGUGGUUGAGUAAAUUUCAGCAUUUUGGCAGGAAUUGUUCAGGGC